Messenger RNA from Condylostylus longicornis, 567 nucleotides. RefSeq lists its product as uncharacterized. Lineage: Eukaryota; Metazoa; Arthropoda; Insecta; Diptera; Dolichopodidae. Bases 47 to 406 code for a protein of 119 amino acids. The transcript has 2 exons. The record is from RefSeq and is a predicted model, not a curated record.
UGUUUGGGUAACACUGUAAAAAAAAAUUAAAAGAAAAAACAAAAAAAUGAGAUCGCUUGGAGUAAUUUUAUUGGCUUUAUUUGGAAUUUUGGCAUUAGUCCAAUCUGGAAGUAUUUCCCUCGGUAAUCGUAAUUGGUAUGAUCAAUUAUUAUUGAGACAAAAUAUCUUUAUUCAUGGAAAUCAAUGGCAACCACGUCCAUCUUUUAAUUUAACUUAUCCAGCAAGAGGAAGUCGUAAUUCGAGUAAAGUAAUUAAUUUUAUUCAAAUACGAGAUUUAACUAGAUAUCAAAAUGGUGGCUCCCCAAUUUUAUUAUCUGGUGGAAUUGGCUUCAAACAUGUUAAUAUUUUACUAAAAUCACAAACCAGCAAUGGAUUGAAUGUAACUGCUGAAAUCUGGGGACGUUAAAAAAAUUUUUUUUAAACAAUUUUUUAUAUUUUAAAAUAUUUUAAACAAAAUGUUAUGGUCAAAUAAUUGGUAUAAUAAUUAAAAAAAUCAAAUUUUGGUUUGGUUUCAAAAAUGUACUAAAGAACACUAAAUUUAUUAAAAAUAAAGAUAUUAGAUCUUAA